This is a messenger RNA of Ostrinia nubilalis (European corn borer), 1544 nucleotides long. It is a transcript of the gene MICU3, whose product is annotated as calcium uptake protein 3, mitochondrial. NCBI's taxonomy places the organism in Eukaryota, Metazoa, Arthropoda, Insecta, Lepidoptera, Crambidae. The transcript has 12 exons. Gene Ontology annotation, biological process: calcium import into the mitochondrion; mitochondrial calcium ion homeostasis. Gene Ontology annotation, molecular function: calcium ion binding. Gene Ontology annotation, cellular component: uniplex complex. The coding region runs from base 38 to 1486 and encodes 482 amino acids. The record is from RefSeq and is a predicted model, not a curated record.
CUCCCGCUCGCACACGUCAAUCAGCUGUUCUGCCAACAUGGCCACGCUAGGACGUAGCUCGACGAAAUUAUUGAAAAAAGUUCAAAUUAACCCUGUUUUCUCUCGCAAUUUUAGUAAUGUGAAGUGUGGAAAUGUGAAUAAGACUGUACUGAAAACAUGUGCCUGUGUGUUCGGUGGAAGUUUGCUGUACUACGCCGUAAAAAGCUAUCAAAAUGGAAACACUGUCUACGCUCUCAAAGUUAAGCCGGAUGAACUGGCGAAAUCGGUGAAGCUGACGUCCCGGGAGCGUCGGUUCAUCAAGUUCGCGAGCGUGGAGUUUGGCGGCCAGCUCUACAUGACCCCGCAGGACUUCCUGGAGUCUGUCGUGGAGCAGGAGCCCAGGCCUCGCCUGAAGAGACGCGUGUUGACGCUCAAAGAGAUCGAGUACCUGCGAGACCACACACCAGCUCUGAAGAAAGGCUCCUCGCAAAUGUUCCGGAACCUCAGGGAUAAGGGAAUAAUAUCAUAUACGGAAUACUUGUUCCUUCUAUCGAUUUUAACAAAACCAGCUUCGGGCUUCCAAAUAGCUUUUAACAUGUUCGACACCGAUGGUAACCAAAGAGUAGAUAAGAACGAAUUUCUAGUCAUUCAGCGGUUGCUGGGUGGGACUUUCAAGGAACGCAAGGAUUUGGACGCGAAGAGCCAGGAGGCACUGCUUUCGAUAGUGAAUUCAAGUGCCUUGAAGAACAAGAUGGGGCCGAAGGUGACCGCCGACAAGGCGUCCAUUAUGGAGAAGAUAUUCAGCUUCGCUUGGAAGGGGAAGCGGGGGAUCAACGACGACGCCGAGGGGGGGGACGAGGGGAAGCCCCAGGACACCUACGUCAACGACGAGCAGGGCCUGCAGAGGCGACACAACGUUGAUACGUUCUUGCAGGUCCAUUUCUUCGGCAAGAAGGGAACGAAUGACCUAAAAUUCGAAGGCUUCAAGCAAUUUAUGGAGAACCUGCAAACAGAAGUGUUGGAGUUAGAGUUCCACGAAUUUUCUAAAGGGCACGAAACGAUCUGCGAAGUGGACUUCGCCAAGAUCCUCCUGCGCUACACGUACCUGGACACGGACGAGUACGACAUGUACCUGGACCGGCUGCUGGACCGCGUCAAGGACGAGCGCGGCAUCACCUUCGAGGAGUUCAAGACCUUCUGCCAGUUCCUCAACAACUUGGAAGACUUUACUAUUGCUAUGAGGAUGUAUACGCUCGCGGACCAUCCUAUAUCCAAAGACGAGUUCCACCGCGCGGUAAAGAUCUGCACGGGCAUCUCCCAGUCGGAGCACCUGGUGAGCACGGUGUUCGCCAUCUUCGACGCGGACGGCGACGGGCUGCUCAGCUACAAGGAGUUCAUCGCCAUCAUGAAGGACCGACUGCACCGCGGGUUCAAGUCCUAUGCCAAGAACGAAGGGUGGGAGGCGUUCAAGUCCUGCGUAAAGCAAGAGAUGAAGAGUGCUGUUUAAAUUCGAUCGAUCAAUCGCCUUAGGUUUGAGUGCUUGCAAUCUAAUGUAAAAAAAAAUU